Gloeophyllum trabeum ATCC 11539 is the source of this 1170-nucleotide messenger RNA. RefSeq lists its product as uncharacterized. The record is from RefSeq and is a predicted model, not a curated record. The transcript is spliced from 8 exons. The coding region runs from base 1 to 1071 and encodes 356 amino acids. Gene Ontology annotation, biological process: protein N-linked glycosylation. NCBI's taxonomy places the organism in Eukaryota, Fungi, Basidiomycota, Agaricomycetes, Gloeophyllales, Gloeophyllaceae. Gene Ontology annotation, molecular function: alpha-(1->6)-fucosyltransferase activity.
AUGCUGGAUGGCCAUGUCGGUCUUCUGGCAGAUCUCGCACUGAUGGCGCAAAUUGCUGGUCUGGCGAGAGAACAAAACAGAACUUUCCUCGUAGAUGACACGUACUGGAAUCGUGGCAAGUGGAUAGACCACUUCCAGCAUGUCCGAGGCAGACAACCUGGACCUGAGCCGGGAUGCAGAGCUCCGCCGCCGGAAGAACUCGUUGCUUGUCCUCGAACAGCUAGACAUUGGGUCGUGAAUUCACGAACCGCGAAAUAUCAUCUUGGGCAUGCAUUCUCCGAAGAGUACGAGGACCCGUAUGCACACAGUAUCAAUCGCGUCAAACCCAUAUUCGAGCGUGCCGCCACCUCCUUCCGUCAAACCAUCCGCCCCAACGCCAAUACCGCCGCCCUCAUCCGCACCGCGCGCGACGAAGUCACGACAUACACCCCGCCGUCCGUCAAGUCCACCCUCUCCAAUACGUCGACGAACAACCCCGAGGGGUAUGUAGCCGUGCACAUCCGCCGAGGCGACCGUCACGCACAUUCGUGGAAAUACCACGAUUCAUACGUGCCCCUCCCGAACUACGUCCAGGCGGUGCAGGAGACCGCCGCGCGCCUGAAUUUGACGCAGCCAUUCCCGGUGUACGUCGCCUCCGACUCGCCCGCGGCGUUCGAGGAGUUCCGGACGUCUAUGCCUCCGGAUACGCCUGUGUUCUCCUUGUGGAAUAGCGAGCGGAAGCAGCUGCCACCGCUCGCAAGCACCCAGGAGUACAUCCAGAAGGAAUUCAACGAGCUCAGCGGUGAGGAGCGGAUGAAGUUAACGACGGGGGCGAUCGUGGAUUUUGCGAUGGUGAGCGGGAUGUGGAGUUGGGAGGGGGACGUUGUGCCUGCUGCCACGGUCUGCACUAUCAGCUCGAAUAUCUGCAAAAUGGCUGCCGUCGGACUGGGAUGGGACAACGCCUUCGGUUUUGGCGACCCAUUGGUCGACCACUCCAUGGGCGAGAUCGACGAGGAUGAGAAACGCUGGGUGGAAAUUGACCAACAAGGCACCGUGGCCCCGGCCUGGACCGCCUUCGAACUAUUUAACUGAGGGCAUAGCACCGUUUCAUUUGGCAUCAUUACGGAGAAAUCAUUAAUCACAUCUAUGGUAGGAUUAGUAAAAUAAUAAUUUAUUUCCUGCUGUUGCUGC